This is a messenger RNA of Pocillopora damicornis (cauliflower coral), 1698 nucleotides long. RefSeq names its product betaine-homocysteine S-methyltransferase. Gene Ontology annotation, molecular function: S-adenosylmethionine-homocysteine S-methyltransferase activity; zinc ion binding. NCBI's taxonomy places the organism in Eukaryota, Metazoa, Cnidaria, Anthozoa, Scleractinia, Pocilloporidae. Gene Ontology annotation, biological process: S-methylmethionine cycle. The record is from RefSeq and is a predicted model, not a curated record.
ACGAAGUGAGUUAAUGUGUGGUGCACGUGUUAAUGUUCUUCUUCUAAAAAGGGUUAAACGAACUUUUAAUUUUUAAAAAAAGGCUUACGAGAGGCCAUUUAGCACUUUUACUAGAACUACCUCGCGCGGGGUAAUUAGUAAGAGUUAGAGCGCAAUCAGUAAGAGAUAGAGAGCAAUCCUUGAUCAAUCCGAGCGCGAGAAGCUUAAUCUAUGAUCACAUGAACAAACUCUUGAAUCUUAUUAUUAUGACUGAAUGCGUCAACUCAAAUGGAGAGGAAAACUUUAUUGUACUAGAUGGAGGUCUUGGAACAGAAUUAACAAGGGCUGGAUUUAAAAUCGAUGAUGAUCCACUUUGGAGUACCAGAACUCUUAUUGAAAAUUCAGAGGCAGUGAAAGCUGUCCAUAAAAGUUUCCUUGAAAGUGGGGCUGACAUUGUGAUAACUGGCACUUAUCAGCUCAGCCUGGAGACACUUCAUCAACAUUGUGAUUUUGAUGAGAAUAAGGCCUUGGAUGUAAUUUACAGUAGCGUAAAAAUUGCACAGGAAGCUUGUCUUGAAGUUAAAAGUAAUAAUUCUGAAUAUAAAAGGAGACUGCUGGUUGCUGGAUCAGUAGGUCCAUAUGGAGCUUGUCAGCAUGAUUGGUCUGAGUACAGUGGGAAUUAUGUUGACAACAUGACAAUCAAGCAACUGAUGGAUUGGCACAGGCCCAGAGUGAAAGCACUGCUUGAAGCUGGAGUUGACAUUCUAGCUCUAGAAACCAUUCCUGCUCAGAAAGAAGCAGAGGCUCUGAUUCAGCUUCUCAAGGAAUUUCCUACAGCAAAAGCUUGGCUGUGCUUUUCAUGUAAGGAUGAAAGGCACACUUGUCACGGAGAACUGUUCUCUGAAGUUGUCACUAAAAUCGUCUGCCAGUCAGCACAAAUUGUUGCUGUUGGUGUGAAUUGUUCUCCUCCACAAUUUGUAAAGUUCUUAUUGCAGAGCAUCCAAGGAAAGGUUGAUCUUCCCCUCAUUGUUUAUCCUAAUGGCUUCGACGGUGGAAAAUUCGUCUGGGACGACGAUGAACAUCAAGUUUUAUCUGGUCAUGUAAUGGAGUGGAUAGCAGCUGGCGCUCGUUGGAUUGGAGGAUGCUGUGGGACGCAGCCGAAGGACAUAGCCAAGAUAAGAAAGAUAGUCGAAAGUAUUGGGUAACCAUCAACAGAUUCGAUUUCAGUCUCGGACUUUAUCAAGGCCCUUCGGGUUUUACGUUAAUUGCUCCCUGCAAAUCUCAGGGACGUGGCGUAAGACGAAUUGCUGACUGGACGCGAAUCACUUCUCUUGUUAGUGUCAAUGGAUUAUUUCAGCCAAUCGGAAACAAGAACAAGUCAGAAAUUUAUAAUGGAGUUCUUUUUUGCUUUUUGAGUGUCGUAAAACCAAAGUAAUCACAACGACCAAUCAGAGGGAAGGAAAAUACCUUCAAAGAGCUUAAAGUUUUGCAUCUGAUUGGUUGAGAGUGGAGUUUCCUAGACCAAUCACAGAGCGAAGUAAAGCAAAAAGAAAAUUAAUCCUGGAUUACUUUUGACACUCAAUAUUGAAAACUACCCAAAACCUGCCUUAAUGUAAUCGUGUUGAACAACUCAGGUGUCCAAUACACUUCGCCACUUCUCCUUUCAGAACAAAGUAAGGCUGACACAACUGAAAAUUCCGAUAAUUGUUUUAUUUGCGA